Caenorhabditis sp. 36 PRJEB53466 is the source of this 2752-nucleotide messenger RNA. The record is from the annotation of a GenBank genome assembly. Lineage: Eukaryota; Metazoa; Nematoda; Chromadorea; Rhabditida; Rhabditidae.
AUGACCCAAUUUCUACCGCCCAAUCUGCUGGCGCUUUUCGAAGCACGACCGCCGAUACCGUACUUGGCGCCGCCCGAGGACCUGCUCGUCGACAAGAAUGCGAAAAGAGCGCCGAUGACCGGAGUCGCCGCCUAUAUCGGCCUUUUUGAGGUGAUUCGAUUUAUCCUCUUCAAACUCGAAAAAUUCGUCAAAAACUAGAUUUAUCUGACAAUUAUUGGUCUCGAAAAUUGAAAUUUCAUCGCGUUUUGUCAUUAAAAGAGGUUUUUUAAUUGCAGGAUCCGAAAGAUACGCCGCCGAAAGCGCCGGUGAUCACGAAAGCGCAGGCGAAGGAGGAAAAGCGGCGACGAAAAGAGGAGCUGUUGGCGUACAAGGUGGAGCAGGGCAUUGCCACGUGGAAUCCGGCCGAGAACUCGCGCGCUACCGAAGACCCCUACCGCACGCUUUUCGUGGGACGUAUUGUGCGUUGGUUUUGCAAGUAAAAUGAAAAAAAAUUCGUCUUUUGCAGAACUAUGAAACUUCGGAGAGCAAGCUGAGACGUGAAUUCGAAACGUACGGAAAAAUCAAGAAGGUACUACCGUUGUUUGUGACAAAGUUUACAGAAUUUUGGAUUUCUUUAACGGACAAAGACACCGUUCGAGUUUAUGUGUCUGUCUGAGUUGCCACAUUCACUGUCCGAGUUCCAACUCUCAGGAAUCUAUGGUAAAUCGAUCCUUAUCUGAUCCGAGAGUUGGCAUGGACCUGGCGUGGCUUGAUUAGGUUCGGAAAUCUCCUGAUCAGACUGGGAAACGGAGUGUCGUAACGCCGGCAGUUCGGGACAGGUGGGACAGUUGUUCUAACUGCCCAAAUUACUUCUAUGGUUCAUAUUCGUUCAGUUUCCACUUAUUUCAACCCACUAGGAUACCUGAUAUGAGAACUAGAAUCACGCAAUUUUCUAGGCGACAAUUUUAACUGCGCGCCGUUCCGUUUUUAGGCAUUGCCGAGAAUUGCCACUUGGACAUUUAGACAGACACAUAAACAUUUCAAAAAAGUUGAAGAGGUUCCCAUGCCCUUCAAAUAAAGCCUCACUUUUACCUCAUUAAUUUUGCAGCUGACAAUGGUGCACGACGAGGCGGGAAAGCCACGUGGCUACGCGUUCAUCGAGUACAGCGACAAGGCGGAAAUGCAUAGUAUGUGCGAGUAAAUCGGCGAUUUCGCCCCCCCCCCCUCUCAAAAAUUCGAGACAAAUGGCUGGAAAAUGCUAGAAAUUUAGCCCCAAAAACCCGUCCUAUUUACAGCCCCGAAGCGGCGGCUCGAUGUGGCUCGGCGAGCAACGCACAACUCUCCUAUUUGAUUAAUUUCUGAUAGGUUUGUUUGUGGUUGGUGAGCUCGAAAAAAAAAUGGGGGCAAAUUUGGGCUUUGUCUAGUGUAGAAAUUGAGAGUUUCGAGUGAAAAUAGGGUAAGAGUAGUUGAAAUUAGACGAACAUGUUAACUUUUAGCAACAAAAAAAAACAGACAAAAUGACCGUUCAGAUGCUAUUCUAGAAAUGAUUUUUGAAUGGGUAAGCGCUAAAAUUGUAAGUUUCCCGGCAGAAAAAGCGAUUAUUUUUGGAAUUUGUAAGUUUUUUCGGCGGUGUAAGUCAUUUUUCGUCAUUACUUUUUUUGAUUGGGUAAGUGGGUAAGUCGCUGUGGAAUUGCCGCGCCGCGCACAUUUUGACGGUCCCGGGUAGGUUGGGUAAGCGAAAAACGGGCGGUCUAGUAGGUUUUGGACCCAUGUGUUUGCAAUCUUAGUAAAUGUUUGCAUUUCAGGCGCCUACAAAAAGGCGGACGGAAUGAAAGUGGACGGAAAACGGCUCGUUGUGGAUUACGAGCGUGGACGGACUCAGAAGACGUGGCUUCCGAGACGACUUGGUCAGUUUUGAGGGGGAAAAUUUGAAACUGCGGCUUUUUUGGCUCAGGACUGCUCAGGACAAUAUUGGAUCGAGAUGGAUCAUCUCAUCUAGCGAUAAAGUAAAACGCGGCCGCUGCGGCCAGGUUUAAACUUAUCUCCAGAUCGGAUUAUCCUCUCGAGCUGAAAGUUGUUCUGAAAAUGCUUCACACCAUGGACAAUGUCCGAAAGUGUUUUGGGUCCGAUUGGUCAACUGCAAGUCGGCCAAAAAAGACGCGGCCGGCAAAUGCCCAGUUCUGCAAUAUACUGUUUUACCACUUUCAAACUACAUUUCCAAUAAAAUGUUUGCAGGUGGCGGAAAAGGAGACACGCGUAAAGCGCGCGAAUCGAAAGCGGCGAUCGAGGAGCGAGAACUGGCGUCGGGCGGCGGGACCGGCGGCGGCGGAUUUGGUGGAUCCGGAGGCGGCGGAUACGAGGAGAGGGACCGUGAGAGAAGCGGAAGUCGCGACAGAAGACAGGACUCGUACCGCAACGGCGGCGGAUACGAACGGGACCGUCGCGACGGCGGACACCGCGAUCAGAGAGGCGGCGGCGGAGGAUACGGCGGUGGAGGGUGAGUUUCGGGAGAAAAACUCGAAAUUUUGAGUGAAAAUGUUAUUCAGUCCAUGUAAAAACUAAUAUUUGCAGUCGUGACCGUUACGGAGGAGAUCGCAGCGGCGGAUACGGUGGCGACCGUGGACACGGAGGGGACCGAGGCGGCGACCGAGGCGGCGAUCGAUCCGGCGGCGGACGGUACGGAUCCGGAAGCGGAGGCGGAGGAAGCGGAUACCGAAGUGGUGGAGGCAGCGGCGGCGGCGGCGGAGGACGUUACGGAGGAGAUCGCCGUUGA